GAGGAGGACGAAGGCGGUCGCGGAGCCAUGGCGGCUUCGGCGGCUUCGGCGGCAGGACAGGCCGGGCCGGGGCUCGCAACGACGGACCCGGACAACCACCACCACCACCACCACCACGACGACAACGACGACGACGACGAGGAGGAGGAGGAGCAGUUGGUCAUGGUGGAACUGUCGGGAAUUAUUGAUUCAGAUUUUCUAACAAAAUGUGAAAAAAAUUGCAAGAUUUUGGGAAUAGACACAGAAAGACCUAUUUUACAAGUGGACAGAUAUGUCUUUGCUGGAGAAUAUGAAGACACUCUUGGUACCUGUGUUAUGUUUGAAGAAAAUGCAGAACAAGUUGAUUCAGAAGGCAACCGUAAAACGCAGCUGAAGUAUAAAUGUCAUACGAUGAAGAAGCUAAGCAUGACGAGAACACUUCUGACUGAUAAGAAGGAAGGAGAGGAAAGCAUAGGAGGUGUGGAAUGGUUACGGAUCAAGGACAGCGACUUCUCCUAUAGACCCAAAAUGAUCUGUAAUUUUGUUCAGCAAAAGGAAGAUGAUGAAAUAGCAGUUCAAGCCCAAGACAAACCACUGGAACUGGGGGAGGAGGAGAAUGUCACAAACAAGAACUCGGGCUUGAAUUAUGAACUGGGGAAACACGAUUCUGGCUCUCUGCUUGAGAGUCCUUCCUCUGAGACUUCAGUAGGAACCCAAGAUCCUAAAAUCAUUCCUAUGUGACGACCCACCGAUGGAAUUCAAACGUGAUCAGUAAUGAACUUUGUGAACGCCCCCCGUAGGAUCUGUGUGUGUAGCUUUCAGUUGAUCAUGUCAAGUGGCUUUGUUAGCUAUGUACAGAUCUGAGUAGUGGGGAGACACAUAGCAAGAGAUCCUCGAUAGAUCAGUCAAUGGUAUUGAGCAUUUACUCGGUGCAGAACAUGUAUUAAGUAUACCUUAUGUCUUCAGAUGUUAUUUGAUGUCAUAAAAUAUUGUAUCUUGCAUUUGUGUAUUUAUAAGUAAAUACAGCCCUAUUGUAAUCACUUCACACAUUGUAUUUAACUUGAGAAACUUGAGAAAAUGUGUUUGUGACCUCACACAGAUAAAAAUUGCCUGCUUUCUAGUGGUGGAUAUUGUACGAUAUCUGGCCAACUUCUUUUUCUUGUGCCAUUUUUUUCCCCAGUAAUUACAAAAGAAGAUGAUGAAAAGCAUAGCUUUUUACUACCUCCUUUUGCGUUCCCCUAAGUACCACCUCACAUUCUGUGGUCGUAGGUUGAUUAAUUUUAGAAAUCCACUUGCUUGGUUACGUAGUACAUAUAUAUAAAAAACCAAAACCCUCAAUUAUCAUUCUUCUUUCCAAAGAGUUUUUAAAUGAGCAAUAAAAAGGUGUAUCACUGGCUAAAAACUUUAAAAACUGAAAUAGUUGUUAGGGACUAUGCUUUAGGGAAAGGAGGGCUUUAUAGAACAGUGAUUCUUGACCUUUUUCAGACUUAAUAUCUUUGGUGACAAGUGAUUUUACAGUCCUAGCAAUUCAUUAAGUGGGAGGGAAUUUACGUUCUUUUCUAAAACUCAUCUAUAUUGCUGAAAUUGUUUUACUUUAAUAGACACCAAUAAAAGGUACCAGGUAAGAGUGUAGGUGACUAAGCCUACUAAGCCAUCACCACUACAA
Messenger RNA from Ornithorhynchus anatinus (platypus), 1645 nucleotides. RefSeq names its product general transcription factor IIIC subunit 6 (gene GTF3C6). The transcript has 6 exons. NCBI's taxonomy places the organism in Eukaryota, Metazoa, Chordata, Mammalia, Monotremata, Ornithorhynchidae. The record is from RefSeq and is a predicted model, not a curated record. Gene Ontology annotation, biological process: transcription by RNA polymerase III. Gene Ontology annotation, cellular component: transcription factor TFIIIC complex. The coding region runs from base 28 to 720 and encodes 230 amino acids.